ACCCCCUCUCUUGAAGACAAAGCCAAUGGGGAUAGAGAAAAGCAACACGGCCAGGAGCAGAGGGACCAGCCAGCUUGGUUUGCAAACACCCCCCAGAGCUGGGUGCAGGGAAGCCCAGGGGUGAAGCUGCCGCAGCGCCAUGAUCCGGAUCCACGUGCUGGAGGGGGCGGCUCUGGUGUGGAGCGCGGAGGACGCCCGGGAGAUCCGUGAGCGGUUCCGGCUGGUGGGGACCCUGGUGGGGGCGCUGGCCCGCAAGCCCCGGCAGAACGCCCGCCUGGGCCUCCCCCUGCAGCUGCUCCCCGAGGAGGCCCGGCUGCUUGCCGAGCUGGGCGCAGCCGUCCUGGUGAGGGGCACCGAGACCCAGCCCCCGGCGGAAGGGGAGGAACCGACCCAGGCAUCCGAGGUGGAGGCCUACCAGCAGGAGCUGGAGGAGAGCUACCAGGAGCAGCAGCGCCUGGCUGGGGCAGAGAGGGGGGCCCUGCUGGCCCGGCUGGCCGAGCGCAUCGCCCAGGGCCGAGCCCGCCGCAGAGAGCAGCGCGGGGAGACGCCAGACACGGUGGAGGAUUCGGGACUCCUGGAUUCGCCCUUUGUCCUGCCCCGUGGCUCUAUGAUGGUCCAGCUGCCCACGGCGCGGCGGCGCCCGGGGCGGGUUGAGCGGGUGGACUGGACCUCCCCUUCCCCGGACUGGCCUCACGCCGGCCGCCCGGCCCACGAGGCCCGGUACCGCGUCUUCCGCGAGCUGUGGGGCAGGGGCUACUACCUGUCCGGAGGGAGCAAGUUUGGGGGAGACUUCCUUGUGUACCCAGGUGACCCCCUGCGGUUCCAUGCCCACUACAUCGCGCUGUGCUGCCCCCCGGGGGCCCCUCUCCCGCUCCACGCCCUGGUGGCUGCCACCCGCCUGGGCACCAGCGUCAAGAAGACCCUGCUGCUCUGCUCACCGGGCGCGGGCGGCGCCCUCGCCUUCACCUCCCUGCAAUGGAGCGGGCUGCAGUGAUCCCCGCGGGGGACAGCCAGGAACUGGGGGGCACAAUCCGCUCCCAACCAGGCCUGGAGCACCCCUCCCCCCGGACCGAAGCCGGCCGGGGCAGGCGGGGCGCUGCUGGGUGCCCGCCGGCCCGGGGCUGAGCGGGGGACAAAGGAUGUUAAUAGAGAGGCAGCAGCAGAACUG
Mauremys mutica (yellowpond turtle) is the source of this 1168-nucleotide messenger RNA. It is a transcript of the gene TSEN34, whose product is annotated as tRNA splicing endonuclease subunit 34. The coding region runs from base 140 to 994 and encodes 284 amino acids. Gene Ontology annotation, molecular function: tRNA-intron lyase activity; nucleic acid binding. NCBI's taxonomy places the organism in Eukaryota, Metazoa, Chordata, Testudines, Geoemydidae. The transcript is spliced from 6 exons. Gene Ontology annotation, biological process: tRNA-type intron splice site recognition and cleavage; tRNA splicing, via endonucleolytic cleavage and ligation. The record is from RefSeq and is a predicted model, not a curated record. Gene Ontology annotation, cellular component: tRNA-intron endonuclease complex.